AGGUGUUGAUGAACUGCUGAAAUUAAGAGCUGGUUACUGGUUCAGGUUACUGCCACAUUGCCUUUGUAUUCUGCUUUUCUUCAGUGUUGCAUGUGAGAAGGAAAAAAGAUAAUAAAUUUAUUAAUGGAUAUUAUUUAGUAGUGAAACAGAAGAGAAAGAACAAGAUACUAGUGCAGAAGGAGUUGGAAAUAAGCAAAUGGGGAAAUAUUAGGGGAUGCUUUAUUCGCAUGCAGAGUUACUUAGCUAGAAGAUAUGAAGGACUACUGUAACAUCAAGAAUGAUAUCACUGAGGCAAGCUUUUCUCAAGAUUUUCAAUUUUCAGGCGCUUUAAUCAUCUUGUUCUUUUUUUAGUUGAGACUCAGAUUCUUCUACAGUUAAUAGGCAAUACUCCGAUGGUUUAUCUCAACAAGGUUGUAGACGGUUGUGUGGCCCAGAUUGCUGCCAAGCUUGAAAUGAUGACACCUGCUUAUAGCGUUAAAGACAGGCAAGGACUCAAAUUACUGCAUUCUCUUUCUGAAAAUUCUCCUCCUUUUUUCAGAUUUAAUACAAUGAUUUUGCACAUUUCUCCAUGCAGAAUUGCAUACAGUAUGAUCAAAGAUGCAGAAGACAAAGGCUUGAUUACUCCAGGAAAGACCGUGCUCAUUGAAGCUACUGGUGGUAAUACUGGGAUUGGAUUGGCUGCUGUUGCUGCAAUGAAGGGUUACAAACUUAUAAUAGUAAUGCCUGCUUCAAUGAGUCUCGAAAGAAGAAUUGUGGUUCGAGCUUUUGGAGCUGAGCUUUACCUUACACAUCCAACCAAGGGGAUCAAAGGGGCAAUUCAGAAGGCAGAGGAGAUGCUUAGUCAAACUCCUGAUGGCUAUAUCCUUAACCAAUUUGACAAUCCUGCCAAUCCACAGGUUCAUUAUGAAACCACUGGUGCAGAAAUAUGGAGAGACUCAGGGGGGAAAGUUGAUGCGCUGGUUGCAGGGAUUGGGACUGGUGGUACUGUAACUGGAGCUGGUAGAUUUCUCAAGGAGAAAAACCCAGAGAUUAAGGUGUAUGGUGUUGAACCAGUUGAGAAUGCAAUCUUGAGCGGUGGCAGACCUGGUCCACAUCUGAUACAAGGAAUUGGCCCUGGUAUCAUUGCCAGCGUUAUGGAUGUUGAACUGCUGGACGAAAUUGUUCAAGUAUCAAGUGAGGAAGCCAUUGAAACGACUAAGCAGCUUGCCUUAAAAGAAGGCUUAUUGGUCGGAAUAUCUUCCGGUGCUGCAGCUGCUGCUGCAAUAAAAUUGGCAAAGAGACCUGAAAAUGCUGGGAAACUCAUCGCUGUGAUAUUCCCAAGUUUUGGAGAGCGAUCUCUAUCUUCAGAGGUGUUUGAUUCCAUUAGGCAUGAGGUGGAAAACAUGACUAUUGAUUCAGAUGUUAUUACUAGUUUGCUGUAAUUGUUCUUGAAAUUUGUACCCAUAAAUAUUGCCACUUUUUGAAUGUUGCUGUUUACAUUUUGGCCUUGACCUGAAAUAUUUCUGAUUUACAUAAUUGAUUUAUGGUGCCCAGCAGAUUUUCAUGCCAAGAAAACAGUAUGUAGGAGCAAAAUGUUUAUAGCCAGAAGAAUUUUCAUAAGAGCAACAUGUUUCAACAAGCUGCAGGCUAUUAACAAAAUUGAGAAAUAAUUUUCCAGAAAUAUGUCUGCCACUUAUCUGCUUAGUGAGGAUAUUUAAAUAUUUUAAAAACA
Messenger RNA from Manihot esculenta (cassava), 1711 nucleotides. RefSeq names its product cysteine synthase. The transcript has 9 exons. The coding region runs from base 393 to 1421 and encodes 342 amino acids. NCBI's taxonomy places the organism in Eukaryota, Viridiplantae, Streptophyta, Magnoliopsida, Malpighiales, Euphorbiaceae. Gene Ontology annotation, molecular function: cysteine synthase activity. Gene Ontology annotation, cellular component: cytoplasm. The record is from RefSeq and is a predicted model, not a curated record.